Malus domestica (apple) is the source of this 1761-nucleotide messenger RNA. Its product is annotated as KIN17-like protein. Gene Ontology annotation, molecular function: double-stranded DNA binding. Gene Ontology annotation, biological process: DNA damage response; DNA replication. Lineage: Eukaryota; Viridiplantae; Streptophyta; Magnoliopsida; Rosales; Rosaceae. The record is from RefSeq and is a predicted model, not a curated record. Gene Ontology annotation, cellular component: nucleus.
CUUUUUCCUUAUUAGAAAGGGGGAGCGUCGCGAACUCGCGUGUUUGCUCCAGUUCCUAGGGUUUCAUAUUCCCAAAUUCCCCAAAUCACAAUCCCAAUUCAAAUCCCAUCCAAUUCUCUGCCCUAAAAUCCUCAUGGGAAAGAACGAUUUCCUCACACCGAAGGCAAUCGCCAAUCGAAUCAAGGCCAAGGGACUCCAGAAGCUCCGAUGGUACUGCCAGAUGUGCCAGAAGCAAUGCCGAGACGAGAACGGAUUCAAGUGCCACUGCAUGAGCGAGAGCCACCAGCGGCAGAUGCAGAUCUUCGGCGAGAACUCCAAUCGCAUCGUCGACGGUUACUCCGAGGAGUUCGAGCAGAGUUUUCUUGAUUUGAUGAAGCGGAGUCACCGGUUCAGCCGUAUCGCCGCCACCGUCGUGUACAACGAGUACAUCAACGACCGCCAUCACGUGCAUAUGAAUUCCACCGAGUGGGCGACGCUGACUGAGUUCGUGAAGCAUUUGGGGAGGACUGGGAAGUGUAAGGUUGACGAGACGCCGAAGGGUUGGUUCAUUACGUAUAUUGAUCGGGAUUCCGAGACGCUUUUUAAGGAGAGGUUGAAGAACAAACGGCUUCGGGCGGAUAUGGCGGAUGAGGAGAAGCAGGAGAGGGAGAUUAAGAAGCAGAUUGAGAGGGUUUGUCAGUCUAUGCCGGUGGGUAAUGGGUCUGAUCAGGGUUCGGAGGCUGAGGCCAAUCAGGAAGUGAAAUUGGAGCCUGGGGUUAAGAUUGGAUUUGCGCUUGGGUCCUCGAAACUGGGACCUAAAGAUAAAGGGGGGAGUGCGAAAUUGGUGUUCGAUGAGGUGGAGGAUGAGACGAAUGAGAGAAAGGUUAAGAAGGCAAAAGAUGGAAGUGGCGGUGACGCGAGGAGCUUGGCUUUGGAAGAGUUGAUGAGGGAGGAGGAGAAGAAGAAGGAGAGGAUUAAUAGGAAGGAUUAUUGGUUAUGUGAGGGAAUCGUUGUUAAAGUGAUGAGUAAAGCCUUGGCUGACAAGGGUUACUAUAAGGGAAAAGGGGUUGUGAGGAAAGUGAUUGAUAAGUAUGUUGGGGAGAUUGAAAUGCUUGAAAGCAAGCAUGUCUUGAGAGUUGACCAGGCUGAGCUUGAGACCGUGAUUCCGAAUCUUGGGUGCCUUGUGAAGAUAGUCAAUGGGGCUUACAGAGGAUCAAAUGCAAGGUUGCUGGCGGUCGACACAGAUAACUUUUGCGCUAAGGUGCAGAUAGAGAAGGGGUUGAGGGAAAUAGCAGCAUUCACAGUGGAAAGAUGCACACAAAGGCUGGAAAGUUGGAAACAAUGAGAUAUUAAGCUGCAGGUCUGAUAGAUUUACAGUGUGAAUUAUGGUAUGCUGUUUAGUUUGAUCGGUAGAUAGCAACUCCAAUGGAACCUUGGAGCUGAUUGAUAAUAAAUGAGCCGACAAGGUCACACUGGGGAGGAGCUCUCGAGUGCGGCAGUCGUAUAGGGCAGCAAACCUCAAAGGUGUGAGACCAGUGUGGGGUUGGGUGGGACCAAAUACGGAGAAGCCCCAUCUUUUGUAAGGAGGAUCAUACUGAUGACGUCCGACAGUCGGACUCAAGAAUUUUUCACUGGUAAGGCUGUCCACAGUGAUUUAGGUGAGUAUAAAAGAAUUAUGCAUCCCUGUCCAGCUCUAUCAGCGGGCUCUUUUCACUUAAAUUCUUCAGCCCACUAUAAGAUUAUGAUUCUUAUAUUAAUUUAAUACUAGUAGAGAGUGUGUGC